AUGAACAGCGGCGUGUGCCUGUGCGUGCUGAUGGCGGCCCUGGCGGCUGGCGCCCUGGCGCAGCCCGUGCCCCCGGCGGAGCCCGAGGGCCCUGGGACACGGCGGGACGAGGAGGCGCCCCGGAGGCAGCUGCGGGCAGUGCAGAGGCUGGACGGCGAGCCCCGAGCGCACCUGGGCGCGCUGCUGGCCAGAUACAUCCAGCCUGCUCGGAAAGCAGCUCCUUCCGGCCGAAUGUCCCUGAUCAAGAACACGCAGAACCGGGACCCCAGAUACAACACAGGCGACCGGGACUACAUGGGCUGGAUGGACUUUGGCCGGCGCAGCGCCGAGGAGUAUGAGUACGCCUCCUAGGGCGCCGCCCCGUCAGGACCGCGGGAAGCACCCUCCUGACUCCCCAGGGGCAGAAAAACAACACAAUCACACUCAUAACUUAUUGUCUCUGAAGUCUGACAUGUUCAGUGUCUAUUUAUUAAGUUCUCAAUGUGAAAAAUCUGUAAGAUUGCCUGGCGCAGCCAUGCACCUCAGCAGAGUUGUAUGAAUGGAAGACACACGUUCCCCUCAUCUGUGACCCCUG
This is a messenger RNA of Pteronotus mesoamericanus, 574 nucleotides long. It is a transcript of the gene CCK, whose product is annotated as cholecystokinin. NCBI's taxonomy places the organism in Eukaryota, Metazoa, Chordata, Mammalia, Chiroptera, Mormoopidae. Gene Ontology annotation, molecular function: neuropeptide hormone activity. The transcript has 2 exons. Gene Ontology annotation, cellular component: extracellular region; axon. The record is from RefSeq and is a predicted model, not a curated record. The coding region runs from base 1 to 351 and encodes 116 amino acids. Gene Ontology annotation, biological process: digestion.